AAGACAACUUCUCUAGUUUAGAAAUUAUGUUCACAAAUCACAAUUAUACAUUCCGAUGCCGCGGCCCCAUUUUUGGACUUUUGUACAAAGUCUCUAAGUCAAUGCACAAACAUUAUCAUCACAAAUUCAUCAAACUAAAAUCUCAUCACCGGUGAAAAUCGAUCAUGGCAGCGGAGGCGGCAAUCUCGUCCGCGGUGAAGCUGCUCGGCGAUCUGCUGGUCGAGAAGGUGCACUCCCUGCGAGGCGUGGAGAAGAAGGUCCAGUCGCUGAAAGAAGAGCUGGAAUGGAUGCAGUCCUUUCUCAGACACGCCAACCGCAACCAAUCCCAAGACGAAGGCGUCCGAGAAUGGAUAAACAAGAUACGAGAAGUCGCUCACGACGCCCAAGACACCAUCGAAAUCUUCCUUCUCAACCUCAACAACAACAACAACAGAAGCAGCCGCCUCCUCACUGCCUUCCCCAAGCGCAUGUUCCACCUCCAUUGGAUCAGCACCGAGAUCGAGUCCAUCCUGGCCAGGCUUGACGCCAUUGACAAGAGCCGCGAGAGGUACGGGAUCAAGAUCGUCGAAGAGGCAGCCGACGCAUCCCAGAUGUCGCGAGUGGAGCUGCGGCGGCAGUUGGCGCACUGGGAAAAGGACGAACACCUGGUGGGCAUGGAGGAGGAUGUGAAGAAGAUUUUACAGGAAUCGGUUCUCGACGUGGGGAAGAAGGGGCUCUCGAUUGCGGUGAUAGAGGGAAUGGGCGGGAUCGGGAAGUCGACGCUUGCGCGGGAGAUAUACAACCACCCAAGCGUCGUCGCCGGCGGAUUCGACUGCCGCGGGUGGGUGGUGGUUUCGAGUGAGUUUCGAGACAAUAAUCCAUAA
This is a messenger RNA of Salvia splendens (bonfire salvia), 863 nucleotides long. RefSeq names its product putative disease resistance protein At1g50180. Gene Ontology annotation, molecular function: ADP binding. Bases 165 to 863 code for a protein of 232 amino acids. The transcript has 2 exons. NCBI's taxonomy places the organism in Eukaryota, Viridiplantae, Streptophyta, Magnoliopsida, Lamiales, Lamiaceae. The record is from RefSeq and is a predicted model, not a curated record.